Molecule: messenger RNA, 1311 nt
Organism: Closterium sp. Naga37s-1
Lineage: Eukaryota; Viridiplantae; Streptophyta; Zygnematophyceae; Desmidiales; Closteriaceae
Source: the annotation of a GenBank genome assembly
AUGGCGGCGGUGAUUAUCGACGAGGGACUGGCGGCGGAGGUGGCGGCGCGAGAGCAGACGGACAAAUGGAAGGUGAGGAGGAGUGAUCGACCCUCCACUCCUUCCCCUCACCCAGCACUCUUUCCCCUCACCCAGCACUCCUUCCCCUCACCCAGCACUCCUUCCCCUCACCCAGCACUCCUUCCCCUCACCCAGCACUCCCAUUCCCUCACCCAGCACUCCUUCCCCUCACCCAGCACUCCUUCCCCUCACCCAGCACUCCCAUUCCCUCACCCAGCACUCCUUCCCCUCACCCAGCACUCCUUCCCCUCACCCAGCACUCCUUCCCCUCACCCAGCACUCCUUCCCCUCACCCAGCACUCCUUCCCCUCACCCAACACUCCUUCCCCUCACCCAGCACUCCUUCCCCUCACCCAGCACUCCCAUUCCCUCACCCAGCACUCCUUCCCCUCACCCAGCACUCCUUCCCCUCACCCAGCACUCCUUCCCCUCACCCAGCACUCCUUCCCCUCACCCAGCACUCCCAUUCCCUCACCCAGCACUCCUUCCCCUCACCCAGCACUCCUUCCCCUCACCCAGCACUCCUUCCCCUCACCCAGCACUCCUUCCCCUCACCCAGCACUCCUUCCCCUCACCCAGCACUCCUUCUUCUCACCCAGCACUCCCAUUCCCUCACCCAGCACUCCUUCCCCUCACCCAGCACUCCUUCCCCUCACCCAGCACUCCCAUUCCCUCACCCAGCACUCCUUCCCCUCACCCAGCACUCCUUCCCCUCACCCAGCACUCCUUCCCCUCACCCAGCACUCCCAUUCCCUCACCCCUCCCUACGCUCCUCCCCCCACCCGCGCCCCUCCCCUCCCCUUUCCCUCCCCACUCCCCCCCCAUUGCCCCCUCCUCCGCCAGGCCUUGGCGGAGGAGCUGCGCCUGGAUGCGGCGUCCGCGCUGGCGCUGGCCAUGGAGGAGUUCGAGGAGGUGCAGAGCGGUACCGGGGUGGCGGCAGCGGAGAUGUCCGUGCUGCUGUGCACGGACGCUUGUAUCAGGGAGCUCAAUAACGAGUGGCGGGGUGUAGAUGCGCCCACGGACGUGCUCUCCUUCCCCCAAGACCAGCCUCCGGGACUCUCCCCUCUGCUUUUGCUUCUUGCCUCUGUCUCAUCCUCCCACACGCCCGCCUUUCAGCCUCGUUCAUCCCGCCUUUCGGCCUCGUUCAUCCCGCCUUUCGGCCUCGUUCAUCCCGCCUUUCGGCCUCGUUCAUCCCGCCUUUCGGCCUCGUUCAUCCCGCCUUUCGGCCUCGUUCAUCCCACCAUUGCCUAG